Messenger RNA from Anopheles stephensi (Asian malaria mosquito), 1233 nucleotides. Its product is annotated as protein KTI12 homolog. The transcript has 2 exons. The coding region runs from base 357 to 1211 and encodes 284 amino acids. The record is from RefSeq and is a predicted model, not a curated record. Lineage: Eukaryota; Metazoa; Arthropoda; Insecta; Diptera; Culicidae.
UCCGUAUCAUUUUAUGUAAAUUUAAAUGAUUUUUGUCAAAUAAUCUGAACGAUUCUCGAUGCGAUAUUGUGUGCGAAGAGAUUCAAAAUCCUUCUCGUGAUAAGUGUAAGUGUAAAAAAGUGUAGCAUAUCGUUGAACAAAUUACCAACAUCGAUUUCAUUGGUAAAGCAGAAUGUUUGUUUACGAAAAAGUGGCUUUUCUUCCUACGUCACAAAUCCAGCCGCUUUGUUGACGUUUCAUCGCGCAAGCUGUCAAAAAGUGAAUAAGAGCAAAAAUAAGGUGUUUACUACACCGAACGUGUGCUGUUGUUGUUGGGGGGAAAAAUCGUAAAAUCUGUUGCAAAAAAGCGAUCCAAAAUGCCUCUUAUUGUGCUUACCGGCUUACCGCGCAGCGGAAAAACAUCCCGUGCAAAAGAAUUGGAAAAAUAUUUCACCGAACAAGGCAUGGGGCCCAUAUUCGUCGUGUCGGAGGCGGACUGUAUCGCGCGGUCCGGGUACGGCGUUAAAGAAAGCUUUACCGAUACGGCGAAGGAAAAACAAAUCCGCUCCAGUCUAAAAUCGGAAGCGAUGAAACUGACGACCAGCACAAAGCUGGUCAUCCUGGAUGGAGCGAAUUACAUUAAGGGCUACCGGUACGAAGUGUUUUGCAUGAGCAAGGCGGCACGUACCACCCAGUGUACGGUGUACUGCGCCAUGACGGUAGAGCAGCGCGAGGCUCGAAGGAACGAGAUUCUACAGAACGAGAGCGAUGAGCUAGGCAUCGAAGCGUUUGAUGCGCUCUGCCAACGGUACGAGGAACCACAGGGUAACAGCCGCUGGGAUCUGCCCCUGUUUACUGUGUAUGGUGGGGAAGAGCUGGAUCUUGCCGGCAUUAAAAGCGCUCUGUACGAUAAAGCACCGUUGCCACCGCAUUUGGCCACACAAAACAUGCCGCUAAGUGAAACGAAUUUUCUGUUCGAGCUGGAUAAAACGAUUCAGAAGAUCAUCGACCAGAUCGCUGACGCCCGGAAGCUUGGUAACGAGGGCCCGGUGGAGAUAGCUCAGGCAGGAAUGACCGCGGACGUGCCGGCUAAUAUGAGCAUAGCGCAGCUGUACCGCCUUCGAAGGCAGUUUUUAAAUUACGUUAAAAUGCACGCAAACGUUAGCUCCGAUGUUAGUAAAAUACCGGCAAUCUUUGUACAAUUUCUCAACACACAUACGAACGGUGCAUAAAUAAACCUGACGUGCCCCUGAA